AUGGUCGGUUCUCAAGCUUUCGACGAUACUCCCGAGGGAGGAUGGAAGGCGGCGCAUGGAAUUCCAGUGCCUGACUUUGUCGAGCCGGUUCUCACCGUCACCGUGCUCCUCUUGGCCAUGUUCUUUACCCGCAGGAAGAACUACUCUCUUUUCAAACCAAGGGAUCGAUACCAGCCGCUCCCCGACGAGGAAUCGCCUAGGAGUUCUGAUGAGUACAACCAUUUCCUGUAUCGCCGGCAGAGUGACCAGUACCCUCCCAAGUCCCGCUCUUGCGGCAGCUGCCUGCGCUUCACGACGCCAAACUCGAGCCGCUUUGCCACAAACUUCCACUCCCGCAUCCUGCAAAAAUUUCCCUUCUUGAUUGAAAUGUUCUACUGGGGCGUGAGCUUCGGCGCAUACAGGUACACCAAAGUUCUCGCCCAGGCGACCUAUGGUGGCCAGAAGAGCAUGUGGGAUUCGGCCCAGCAACACGGCCUAUCUAUUCUGAACUUCGAAGCCAUGCUGUGGGGAGGAGAUCGACAGGCGCCCGAAAAGUGGCUCGAAUGGCAGAUCCAACGUUGGUUCCUGCGCGGGGCCGAGACGGGCGGUUACCGAGCGUGGAUUCUGUCCUUUUUGAAUCGUGGUUAUGCCCUUGUACACUUGCCGGGCACCGUUUCGUUCCUCGCCUACUAUUACACCACGGCGUCGACGCACGCUCGAUUCUGCACUGUUCGUCGUACCAUGACCUUGACCAACUUCCUCGCCUUCAUCAUCUUUAUCCUCAUUCCCACCAUGCCGCCGCGACUUUUGCCCAAGGAAUACGGAUUCGUCGACUCGGUCAGCUUGGAGGAUGCCGAGUCUGUCUGGAUGGGCGGCGACUUUGUUAAUCUGCUUGCCGCCAUGCCCAGCAUGCACUUUGGUUAUGCCUUCUGCAUUGGCUGCACCUUCAUUGCCGAGAGCGGCGUUGUCAAGGGCCUGUUCUCAUGGCUCGAGAAUAUGUCAAUUGGCCACUCCGGCCCGGACGAAGACGACGAGGACGACCCGGUAGAGGCCAGACGAAGCGCCUUUGCAAGAGCCUGCAUGUUUGCUUUCGGCAUCUGGUACCCGACGUGGAUGCUCAUGACCAUUGUCAGCACAGCCAACCACUACUUCCUCGAUGCCUUCGCCGCCGUGUUCGUCGUCAUGGCAGGCUUCAUGUGCAAUCGCGUAUUGUGCCUCUUCCUCCCAGUCGAAGAUUACCUGCUGUGGAUACUGCGUCUCGAGAAGCCGAUCCCAACAACGGGUUGGAAGAAGAAUUUGUCCGUUGAGUAA
This is a messenger RNA of Metarhizium acridum CQMa 102, 1290 nucleotides long. RefSeq lists its product as uncharacterized. Gene Ontology annotation, cellular component: inositol phosphoceramide synthase complex. The record is from RefSeq and is a predicted model, not a curated record. NCBI's taxonomy places the organism in Eukaryota, Fungi, Ascomycota, Sordariomycetes, Hypocreales, Clavicipitaceae. Gene Ontology annotation, molecular function: inositol phosphoceramide synthase activity. Gene Ontology annotation, biological process: sphingolipid biosynthetic process; inositol phosphoceramide metabolic process.